Diospyros lotus (date-plum) is the source of this 1260-nucleotide messenger RNA. RefSeq names its product probable lactoylglutathione lyase, chloroplastic. The coding region runs from base 50 to 1123 and encodes 357 amino acids. Gene Ontology annotation, molecular function: lactoylglutathione lyase activity; metal ion binding. Lineage: Eukaryota; Viridiplantae; Streptophyta; Magnoliopsida; Ericales; Ebenaceae. Gene Ontology annotation, cellular component: cytoplasm. The record is from RefSeq and is a predicted model, not a curated record. The transcript is spliced from 9 exons.
UGGGAAGAGGAUAAUCUGAUAGAAGCUGGACAGUGCCAGAGCUUCCAAAAUGUAUUGCUGCUCUUCACAUUCUUUCUCAAUUCCUUCUUCUUCUUCUCGGCAGUGCCUUCCUCUGUCUUCGGCUUACAACCCUUCGCGAAGACUCGCUCUCUUUCACCUCACAACCGCUAUCCCUCAGCCAGCUCUAUUUGGUGGAAAAGAUUCCAUACUACUAACAUUGGAUGGAAAUGCCAUGGAGACGAGCACAGUGGCAAAUAUUGUCCAACCAACUACUGUUGUCAAUGAGCAGAAUGCAUUAGAGUGGGUGAAAAAUGACAAGAGAAGAAUGCUUCAUGCCGUUUACCGUGUUGGAGAUUUGGAUAAGACAAUAAAAUUCUAUACUGAGUGUUUGGGCAUGAAGCUUUUGAGGAAACGUGACAUACUGGAGGAGAAAUAUUCAAAUGCUUUUAUGGGAUAUGGUCCUGAAGAUUCCCAUUUUGCUGUCGAACUUACUUACAAUUAUGGAGUGGACAAGUAUGACAUUGGAACUGGGUUUGGACAUUUUGGCGUUGCAGUUGAAGAUGUAAUGAAAACUGUGGAUUUUAUAAAAGCUAAGGGGGGAAAAGUUACCAGGGACCCUGGUCCUGUCAAAGGUGGUAAUACCAUUAUUGCCUUCAUUGAAGAUCCAGAUGGUUAUACAUUUGAGCUUUUGGAGAGGGGGCCUACGCCUGAGCCCCUUUGUCAAGUGAUGCUGAGAGUGGGAGACCUUGACCGCUCAAUUACUUUCUAUAAGAAGGCCUUUGGCAUGGAGCUCCUCAGAAGAAAAGAUGACCCUGAAAACAAGUAUUCAACAGCCAUUAUGGGUUAUGGCCCUGAAGAUAAAAAUGUUGUGCUGGAACUGACCUCCAAUUAUGGUGUCAAAGAAUAUGACAAGGGAAAUGGCUAUGCACAGAUUGCCAUAGGCACCAACGAUGUCUACAAGACCGCUGAGGCUGUAAAACUGUGUGGAGGGAUAAUUACGCUCGAACCGGGGCCUUUGCCGGUUAUCAACACCAAGAUCACAGCCUGCUUGGACCCUGAUGGUUGGAAACUGGUAUUUGUUGAUAACAUUGAUUUUCUCAAGGAGUUGGACCAGUUGGUGUAGCAAAAAGAAUCGCCAUGCAAGAUGUUUAUGAACAAUUUUAAGUCUUCUUUUUCUCGGAUCAUUUGUAACAUACUGUUGUCAUUUCCUAUUGACAACACUCAUUUUAAUAAAUAAAAUAGUCUUGUUUUAUGUAAAAA